GUUACUUCCGGGUAAAGAAGCCAGGAUAGGCAGCUAGCUCUCAAACGUCACAAAGAGUGUGAUAUUAGUCGAUUUCAGAGAUGUGUGCAUGGAAAGGAUUAUUGAAUAAGUACGGAAUGCAAACACCUAUCACAUGGCUGCAAUAGCCAAAAAGCAUUUUACGACCUAGCAUAUUACUUUCACCGUUCAACUGGAAAGUAGCAAGCUAGCUAGCAUAACAAUAGUAGUGUCAUCUUUUUCUAGCUAGUCCUUUUCUGACACCAACCAGAUGCAUAGGAGAGGAGUAGGUGCAGGAGCUAUCGCCAAAAAGAAGCUUGCAGAGGCCAAGUAUAAAGAGAGGGGGACAGUUCUAGCUGAGGAUCAAAUUGUUCAGAUGUCAAAACAGCUGGAGACCUUCAAAUCUAACCUUGAGGAAUUUGCCAGCAAGCACAAACAAGAGAUUCGUAAGAGUUCCCAGUUCCGGGUCCAGUUUCAGGAGAUGUGUGCCACCAUUGGAGUCGACCCACUUGCCUCUGGCAAAGGCUUUUGGUCGGAGAUGCUUGGUGUGGGUGACUUCUAUUACGAGCUGGGUGUGCAGAUCAUUGAAGUAUGCCUGGCCCUGAAACACAGAAAUGGAGGACUUAUUACCCUGGAUGAGCUCCAUCAUAGAGUGUUGAAGGGAAGGGGGAAAUUUGCUCAGGAUGUGAGCCAAGAUGACUUGGUGCGGGCCAUAAAGAAGCUGAAAGCCAUGGGGAACGGCUUUGGGAUGAUUCCUGUUGGAAGCUCUUACCUUGUGCAGUCAGUGCCAGCAGAGCUCAACAUGGACCACACUGUGGUACUUCAGCUGGCUGAGAAGAAGGGCUACGUUUCAGUGAGUGAGAUCAGAGAGUCUCUCAAGUGGGAGCGAGAGCGGGCCUGUCAUGUGCUGGAAGACCUGUUGAAAGAGGGCUUGGCGUGGUUGGAUUCCCAAGCUUCCGGAGAGCCACAGUAUUGGCUGCCAGCCCUCUUCUCUGAGCUGACUUCCCGUGAUGUCACACCUGAGGAGGCCAAUCAGAUGACGCCUUAAGAAAAAUAGGAUUUUUGGUACGUGGGAAGUCAGGGGGGACAUUUUGAUGAACAAUGUGUGCAUGUUGGGAAUGUCCUGAAUUGUAAUGGGGUGUAUACGCAAUUAUUAGGCAAGUUGUAUGUUUGAGGAUUAAUUUUAUUUUUGAACGACUACAGUGCUCUCGGUCAAUCCAAAAUGUUAAUAAAUCUCAAACCUUUCUUUGGAGAAUAUCUGUGUGCACAAUUAUUGGGCAACUAUUAGUGUGCAGAAUUAUUAUGCAACUUAAUGAAAAACGAAAAGUUCCCCAUCUCACUUGUUUAUUUUCGUCUGUUAAAGUGAGAAUAAUAAACAAACUCAAAAUUUACAAAUAAACAUUUCUGACAUUUCAACAACAAAAAUAUUCUGUGACCAAUAUAGCCACCUUUCUUUUCAAUAACAGUCAUAAGCCUUCCAUCCAUGGAGUCAGUCAGUUUUUUGAUCGGUUGACGAUCAACUUUUUGUGCAGCAGCAACCACAGCCUCCCAGACACUGGUCAGAGAGGUGAACUGUUUUCCUUCACCGUAAAUCGACCGUUUAAGAAGGGAACACAAGUUCUCAAUAGGGUUUAGGUCAGGUGAGGAAGGAGGCCAUGUCAUUAUUCUUUCAUCUUUAAGGCCUUUACUGGCUAGCCACGCAGUGGAGUACUUCGAUGCAUGCGAUGGAGCAUUGUCCUGUAUAAAAAUCAUGGUCUUCUUGAAAGAUGCAGACUUUUUCCUAUACCACUGCUUGAAGAAAGUGUCUUCUAAAAACUGGCAGUAGGUUUGGGAGUUGAGUUUGAGUCCAUCUUCAACCCGAAAAGGUUCAACUAACUCAUCUUUAAUAAUACCAGCCCAUACCAGUACUCCACCUCCACCUUGCUGGCGUCUGAGUCGAAGUGGAGCUCCGUGCCUGUUACUGAUCCAGCCACGGGCCCAUCCAUCUGGUCCGUCAAGAGUCACUCUCAUCUCAUCAGUCCAUAAAACCUUUGAAAUAUCUGUCUUCUUGGCCCAGUCUUGACGUUUCAACUUAUGUGUCUUGUUCAGUGGUGGUCGGGUUUCAGCCUUCCUUACCUUGGCCAUGUCUCUGAGCACUGAACACCUUGUACUUCUGGGCACUCCAGGUAGGUUGCAGUUCUGGAAUAUGACAGCACUGGAGGAUAAUGGGUUCCUGGUAGCUUCACGUUUGAUUCUUCUCAAAUCUUUGGCAGUUCAUUUGCGUAUUUUUUUCUCAACACGGUUCUUGCGACCCUGUUGACUAAGUGCAACAAAACGUUUGAUGGUUCUGUGAUCACGCCCCAAAACUUACAGCUUGGAGUUGGGAAAUAUGCAUAAUAAUGAUGAUAUGGUCAAAAUACUGACUUGCCUAAUAAUUGUGCACACAGUGUAUAAUUUCAAGGGUAGGUACACAUCAUCUUGCUUUCCUUCAGUGAUUGUGGAGAUGAAAACUAGGUUACAAAUGUUAUGUUUUCUGUGUCAGUUGACAUUUUCAUUAUAUUCAAUUACCUUUUAUUAAAACAUCAGAGUAAU
This is a messenger RNA of Coregonus clupeaformis (lake whitefish), 2568 nucleotides long. Its product is annotated as vacuolar-sorting protein SNF8-like. NCBI's taxonomy places the organism in Eukaryota, Metazoa, Chordata, Actinopteri, Salmoniformes, Salmonidae. Gene Ontology annotation, cellular component: ESCRT II complex. The transcript is spliced from 8 exons. The coding region runs from base 269 to 1045 and encodes 258 amino acids. The record is from RefSeq and is a predicted model, not a curated record. Gene Ontology annotation, biological process: protein transport to vacuole involved in ubiquitin-dependent protein catabolic process via the multivesicular body sorting pathway.